AUGUCUGCUCUAUCAUUCCUCUACUCCCAGAUAUUCGUUCGUCUCCCACCUCCGACGCAUGAUUUCACUGGGCAAACCAUUGUCAUCACUGGCGGCAAUGCAGGACUUGGGCUGGAAGCUGCACGGUAUUUCCUUAAUCUGAACGCAUCUGAGAUCAUCCUUGGUGUUCGAAGCCUGGCAAAGGGUGAAAAUGCGAUUAAGGAUUUGGAAAGCUCCACCGGACGCUCUGGUCAAAUCCGCCUCUUUCAUAUAGAUAUGGAAAACUAUGCAUCCGUUCAAGAGUUUGCUGCAGGUAUUUCCGAAAUUCCUAAGAUUGACGUUCUCCUGCUCAACGCCGGAAAGAUGGAGCAAAAAUUUUAUAUGGCGGAGGAAGAUGAGAGCACGAUCACAGUCAAUGUUGUUAGCACCUUUCUGUUGGCCUUGUUGUUACUGCCAAAGCUUCGCGCAUCAGCUACCGAGAACGGACCAAUUCCUCGACUCUGUAUUGUCGCAUCUGACCGGCAUGUCAUGACCAAUUUGCCCGAGUGGAAGACACCCAACACGUUCGUCGCUUUGCGAAAGCAGACUAAGUCGGGGCCUGACGAUAGAUACUAUGCCUCGAAACUGCUCCAAGUGCUAUGCAUGAGGGCACUGGCAGCUGAUAUUGCCUCCACUAACCCGCGAGUUGUUGUCAACGCCUUUACUCCAGGAUAUUGUCUUACGAACCUAGUUGAUGGGAUGACAGGAUUCUGGGGAUUCCAGCUCCAGGUAAUAAAACUGAUAGCUCGCACGGCCCAGGAAGGUUCCCGCACUUUGGUUCAUGCCGCUAGCUUGGGAUGGGAAGGACAUGGGCAGUAUCUUAAUGACUGCAAGAUUGACGAGGGUGCUUUAUCAAAAUUUGUCAAGAGCGCAGAGGGUGCACAAGCGCAGAAGAAGGUUUGGGGGGAACUUCUAGAGAAAUUGGAAAGAAUUUCUCCAGGAAUAUCUGGCAACGUUUAA
Messenger RNA from Nannizzia gypsea CBS 118893, 978 nucleotides. RefSeq lists its product as hypothetical. The transcript is spliced from 3 exons. The coding region runs from base 1 to 978 and encodes 325 amino acids. Lineage: Eukaryota; Fungi; Ascomycota; Eurotiomycetes; Onygenales; Arthrodermataceae. The record is from RefSeq and is a predicted model, not a curated record.